Messenger RNA from Centruroides sculpturatus (bark scorpion), 2996 nucleotides. RefSeq names its product serine/threonine-protein phosphatase 4 regulatory subunit 2-A-like. Gene Ontology annotation, molecular function: protein phosphatase regulator activity. The record is from RefSeq and is a predicted model, not a curated record. Gene Ontology annotation, biological process: protein dephosphorylation. Gene Ontology annotation, cellular component: protein phosphatase 4 complex; nucleus; cytoplasm. Lineage: Eukaryota; Metazoa; Arthropoda; Arachnida; Scorpiones; Buthidae. The transcript has 9 exons. The coding region runs from base 164 to 1453 and encodes 429 amino acids.
ACGUUGUGGUUGCUGACGUCACAUCAUUUUGACUGGGAGCAAGAUGGCGGAGGUCGGUUCUGUUUGAAUUGAGUCAGUCGUUUGGUUAGAGUUGGACGAGAUUUGCGAAGUAAUUCAUGUUUUGUCAGUGAAUAAAGGCGUUGAUUCGACAUUAUAAGAAGAAAUGGAUUGCAAUCGAGAGACAAUUCUCGAUGAAUUGAAUGAUUUCGAAAAGAAAAGGCCUAGUGAAAUUCCUCCUAUUUUAGAUGAUUAUUUGGUACGGAUUGCAAAAACAGGAGAUAUCAUGUUUCCUUGGAACAAAUUAAGACCCCUGUUUCGACGUAAACUAGAAAUCGUUCUGAACGACUUUUACGAGACUUGUCCAGCAGAUAAUUUACCCAUACUUCCCAACGUUGAAGCUUUUAAGUAUGAAGUCAUGCGCAGCAAGUUAAUGGAAGCUUUGGAUUCGUUUCAGAGUGCACCAUUUACAAUUCAGCGACUCUGCGAAUUGGUGACAAAUCCUAGAAAACAUUACAGACGCACAGAUAAAUUCAUGAGAGGAUUAGAAAAGAAUAUUCUUGUUGUCAGCACUAUCGAACCAAAAUCCUCAUCAAUACAUGAAGUUAAUCAUAAUGGAAAUAAUGCAGUAAUUGUAAAUGGCCUCAUCAGUAAUUCAUCCAACAUCAUCACCGACAAUUCUGCACUCAACAGCAAUCUCAAGGACAACCCUCCAUUAGACAACUUUGCCAGCGUAUUUUCUGCCUCUACCAUUGCAUCUACAGUUACGGCUACGAUGGAAGUGGAAGUGUCAAGCAUGACCCAAGAUAACGACAUCAACUCUCACAUAGAUCAUUCUGAUGAUGAAGACAUUAAUCACAUUACUGCAGAAGUGGAGAGUACCGUCGGGCAUCCAGUCGUUAGUGCAAUGGACAUCUCGCCUGAUAUCAGCGAUGAUAUUGAAGAAAAAGUGCAUAACCAAAUUGAACCAUGCACAUCUUCAACAGUAAAUAAUUUGCAGAAUGUUCCUUGUUCAGAAAAUUCAUCGUGUGGGGAGAUUUCAUCCGAAGUCGAGACAGAUAUUAAUUCUUCUUCUGAUACUCAAAUUGUUCCAGAAAAUACAAAAUGCAUUCUUGAGGAAGACAAUCCUACUUCUGACGUUUACACAGAAUCUCACAACGUCAAUCCCAACGAUGCGGUCGAAGAGGAGGAAGAGAAAACAACAGAUCUAGAUGUGGAAAGCACUGAAAUUAUUGCCAGUGAACAGAUCAGCAGCACCACUAAUUUAAAUCUUGUUGAUCCACAAACCGUGGAACUGUUUGCAAGCAGCACUAAUGAAUUAGAAGUGGGUAGCAUUGUUUGUAAUUUAAAGGAGAUAAAAGAUCAGAAGAAACAGGAAAUAAUGGAAACCGAAGCUUCUCUGACUAAAGAAGAGAAAACAGUGAGCGACGAAGCAGAACCGAUGGAACAAGACUGAAUGUUAUUUAUAGUUUAUAAUCAGAUUUAAGAGAUAUCUGCCAAAAUGUUUAUGCAGAAUAUUUGCACAAGUAGGUAAUGUCUAGUGUUUGUGUCACAACAGUUGUACAAACAAUUAUUGCAGUUCGAAAGAGAUCAUUAUUUAAAAUAGACAAAAAAAAAAGCUGUAUUCUUCCAUUGUUUUUGUUAAUCCAAUUUGUCUUCAACUCCCGCAGCUAAAAAAAUAAUUCAUUCCUGUACGGUGAUAAUGGGAAAUGUGUUUUGUAUAUAAGUACCCAUUUUGCUCCAUGCUCUUAGAGUUUUUGUGCAAGGCUACUUUCCAUCAAUAUUUUAUAUGUUGUAAAAUAACAAUUUGAAUUAUUUUUCUUUCAGUUUUAAUUAUAUAUACAUAGAUUUAAUGAAUCCUACUUAAUUUUUAUUUUCUCAAAAUUGCUGUUUGAAGCGGUCGUCUCCUCAAAUAACUCUUUUGUCUUUGAACAUUUCGGUAGUGUAAUCAAGAAAUUUGCAUUAGUUUUCAGUCGUGGUUUUCGAUGCAAACUUCUAAGAUAUAUAUAUGCAACUUUUGAGUUUAAUCCAAAUUGUAUUUUGUACAAACACUUCUAUGAUAUGUAUGUUAAAAAAUUCAGUUUAAAUAUCUGUACAUGUGGAUGUAAUUUAUGGUGUAUGUCAGGAUCAUUUGGUACAUAUAUUUAUGUGAAUUGGUAGAUAAAGAUGUACAGUUUAGAAUAGUUAUAAAUUUUAUUAUCAUUUUAGAUGAUUUUCCUGUUACUCUCGGAGUUUCUUUGAAAGUCACCUGUGCAUGUUUUGUUAUAUGAAAUUCUGUUUUUAUCAUAAAUGCAGAAAGAAAGAGAAUCAUUUUUGUGGUAAGUGUUCUGUAAAUACAUAAUACACUCUGGUAUGUAUAUUUAGAGAAAAUUUAAAGCAUGAAUCUGCCGUAACAUCCUUUUCUAAAUUAAACACCAUAUCCAUACAUGGUUAAAGAAAGAAGAAAAUCUGUUGCCGAAUUGUAUAUUUUUUUAAAACCAGACCACGAAAGACAGACGACAAAAAGUUCAUUUAUAGAUAAUUUUUUUUUAAGAUGUUUUCAAUGUAAUUUGCUUGGAAAUUGUGCCAAAAACCAAGAAAAAUGUUAGUUUUACUUGUUUCAAUUGUUUGCAAGCAUAGUAUUUCCACAGUUUCUGUCUUGUAUUAAGAUUGUUCCAAGCUCUAACGGAGGGUAGAGUCCGACUCCUUGCAGCAUUUUAGACACCGUUUUUUAUCUCGGGGCUCCGUGGGCGCUCGAGACGAGGCCGCGUCGCAUCCAGAGUGCGUCUCGACCCCUCUCCUUUUAAUCUUUAAUUAUUUUAUACUUGUAAAAACAGAAUUUUGAUCCUAUUGGUGUGAACUUUAAGCAUCUUGUGAAAGGUUGUGUUGUACAUAAAAAAAAAAAGAGAAAGAGAAAUACCGAGAAGAAUUAUUUGAAACGAGCAGCAGGAUUUGGCUCCUUGAAUGCACAAAUUGUAAUUGUAAAAAAUUUUUAUAAUUAGUGGAAAUAAAAAUUUACA